GAAAACAGCAUUGCCAUAUACACGGCGACGUCGCGUGGUCGCAUGCAGCUCAUCUAUGGCGGUCAGCCCUUCAUCUUUGAGAAGACACUGAAGUUGUCGACGGGUGAGGAGAAACGAUACUGGCGCUGCAAUCAAUGGUGGAAUCAAAAGUGCCGAUCGCGUGUCUUCACCAUCAACGAUAUCGUGUGUCCACUGAAUCGCUUCCACACGCACGAGGAGAUUGUGCGUCGCAAGAAACGCGUGCGUCGUGUGCCACCCACAGCGGAGGCAACUGCCGCAACGAAUGUGAAUGUGAAUGCUAAUACCAAUGCCAAUGCCAAGAUCUAUGCAACGGCAAGCAUACGUCAAGAUCAAUUGGUGCAACCGCAGCAAGUGCAUCAACAACAACAGCAACAACAACAGCAGCAGCAACAUCACCAUCAACAGCAGCAGCAGCAGCAAUUGGCCAGCGAUGCGAUGCUUACCACAACGUUAACGGACGAAUCGACGGCUACCAUUGAUGUCAACGAGCUGGGCAUGCAUUUAAAGUACGAGGAGAUUGUGGCCGAUGUCACGGGCAUUGUGGGUGCAACACAUUCGCAUUCACAUUCGCAUGCGUCCCGUGUCCUUGGCCGCAAGAAGUGAGGCGUGAGGUUGCCCAUUCUACUUCAGCAAGGGUCAGCGUAAAUCGAUUAAACUGAACUAUCUGGGUCACAGUUAUGUGAAGUUCAUGGAGAAUA
Messenger RNA from Drosophila nasuta, 719 nucleotides. RefSeq names its product transcription factor kayak. The transcript is spliced from 2 exons. Lineage: Eukaryota; Metazoa; Arthropoda; Insecta; Diptera; Drosophilidae. Bases 43 to 624 code for a protein of 193 amino acids. The record is from RefSeq and is a predicted model, not a curated record.